Daphnia pulex (common water flea) is the source of this 1892-nucleotide messenger RNA. RefSeq lists its product as uncharacterized. Gene Ontology annotation, molecular function: protein binding; extracellular matrix structural constituent. The transcript is spliced from 5 exons. The record is from RefSeq and is a predicted model, not a curated record. Lineage: Eukaryota; Metazoa; Arthropoda; Branchiopoda; Diplostraca; Daphniidae. The coding region runs from base 119 to 1696 and encodes 525 amino acids.
GUAUCUGAAUUAUAUGGCUUUCGUUGACGUUGAAGCUUUUUAAAAAGUAAGCCCAAUAAAUGAGAACGCAUCGCUUGGACGAAUCCAGUUCAAACGUUGAUCAAAAGUUAAGCGAAAAAUGGUACACUUCUACACCGGGCCAUUAUUUAUCAAGACAGGACUAUUUUUGAUUUUGAUGUGUUUCAGUACAUCAUCCGCUGGAACCAUCGUUUCCUUGGAAGACAGAUUAAAAGAAGUGGAAAUCAAGCUGGAGACGGAAGUUUAUCAACUGAAAGAAAAAAAUAUUCAACUUGAAGAGAAAGUAACGCAAUUAGAGUCCAAAAAUGCCCAACUGGAAAAUAAAGUCCAAAAACAAGAAACAAUUUUGACUUCCCUGUUGCUUCAAUCCAGACAACCAAAACCACAAACUGAGUCAGAAAUAGUUUCAAAUAAUCGCCCAAAUUUAAUUCAGUCAAUUGCAAAGAGUGCUGCAAUGCCAAGGACGUGUCGCGAACUUUGGAUGGCGAAUCCUUCUCUUCAGUCCGGAAUGCACUGGAUCGAUCCGGACGGCCAAGGCGUCGGCGAUAACCCGAUCUACGUUUACUGCGACAUGACGUCGGGAUCUACAUCCAUUCUACACGACAGUGAAUCCCCUAUCGACGUGGGUCAUUGCGCUGAUCCUGGAUGUUAUUCACGAUCUAUCAAUUACAACGCGUCCAUCAGGCAGAUAAAAGCGUUAGUUGAGUUAUCAUCCGAAUGUCACCAGUCGAUUAAGUACGAUUGCUACUACGCCCUUUUCGAAUUUGUUGCCAUCCCCUACGCCUGGUGGAACGACAGAGACGGAAAUCCCCAAUACUUUUGGGCUGGAGAUAACACGGAGGGAAGUCACACCUGCCAGUGCGGAAUCGAUGGCAAUUGCGUCGAUUCUUCCACCAAGUGCAACUGUGAUGCUGCGGCGCCAAUUCAGUUAGUCGACGACGGUGUAAUCACGAAUAAAAAUGUUUUGCCUGUCACUCGGUUGAAUUUUGGCCGAACUCAACUGGAAACUUCGUCGGGCAUCCACACGCUUGGUCGAUUCGAAUGUAGUGGAACGGUCGCCCUGACAAAAAUGCCCACGUCUUGCGAGGAUCUUUUGUUAAUUGGACACACCCUAAAUGGAUUCUAUUCCAUCAUGGGAUCUACGAUGAUGGAAUCCAUUUAUUGCGAUUUCACAAAACUCCCUGACGAUACCGGUUUUCAGAAAUGGAUUGGAUAUGCCGAUGUCAAAUCAGCGCCUGUCCAUUUCUAUGUCCAAAGAAAUUCUUCAUUCACUGCUGGUACUACUCCGAUUCCGUUCGAGUUGGCGCGGGUGAACGAGGGAAAUGCCUUUAAUUUGACAUCAGGGAAAUUCACGGCACCACGGCCGGGGACUUAUUUCUUCUCAUUCACGGGGUUGGCAAGUUUUCCAGCUUCAACAUUACCCUAUGAUGUUUUUUUAGAAGUUGGUCUUUAUUUGAAUGGGGGUCGAAUCGGGUUGGGUAGGGUUGAAGAGACAAACACGUACGAUAAUCAGUGGUCUCCGUUGACCCUCCAGUCAACGCUGAACUUGAAAUUAGGCGAUCGAGUCUGGUUACAGAUUAUUAUCUUUUCAACAGGGGUGUAUUUGUAUGACAGCAGUUCCCACUACACCCAUUUCACGGGUUUCAUGUUGGAGGAGGAAAUUGUCGCCUCCCUUUGAGUGCUGAUCGCCCGAAAUUUGCAAAAUCAUCAUCGACUGACAGUUGACACGGAAAACUGUUUUUGUUUGAUUAAUAACGGGGAGAGAAUCCAUUUAGUUCUAAUUCAUUAAGGGGUGGGAAUUUCUUCUCUCUUACGCAAAAUUUUAACUGUGUAUGCGAAUGCGAACUUACUGAAUACACACAGAGAUUUGCAAG